UAUCUUCUCGCGAGAUCUAGGUCAGGAUCCCUCCAGGUCCGCCUCCGUGGUGAGGAGGAGGAGGCGGUGGGUGGAGGAGGAGGCCCCGUCGCGGCCUCCGCCGCCGCCAACGGGGCUGUCCCUGUAGCUCCCGAUGGAGUUUGAGGUCGUGAAACCGCCGCCGAGCUCUGCCCCGGCGAGACGAGGCGCCUCUGUCGCCGAGCCGCGCCGUCGCGGGGCUCCCGGGAGCGGCCCUUAGCGACCCCGCCCGGGCCCCCUCAGCGUAGAAAACACUACACAGCAAAAUAAUGAUCUGCUAGACUGCUAACCGGAGCAUCCAGCUUCCACAAUGCCUGUGCAGGCAGCUCAGUGGACAGAAUUUCUGUCCUGUCCAAUCUGCUAUAAUGAAUUCGAUGAGAAUGUGCACAAACCCAUCAGUUUAGGUUGUUCACACACUGUUUGCAAGACUUGCUUGAAUAAACUUCACCGGAAAGCUUGUCCUUUUGACCAGACUGCCAUCAACACAGACAUUGAUGUGCUUCCUGUCAACUUCGCACUUCUCCAGUUAGUUGGAGCCCAGGUUCCAGACCAUCAGUCAAUCAAGUUAAGUAAUCUAGGUGAGAACAAACACUAUGAAGUUGCAAAGAAAUGUGUUGAAGAUUUGGCGCUCUACUUAAAACCACUAAGUGGAGGUAAAGGUGUAGCUAGUUUGAAUCAGAGUGCACUGAGCCGUCCAAUGCAAAGGAAACUGGUGACACUUGUAAAUUGUCAACUGGUAGAGGAAGAAGGUCGUGUAAGAGCCAUGCGAGCAGCCCGUUCACUUGGAGAAAGAACUGUAACGGAACUGAUAUUACAGCACCAGAACCCUCAGCAAUUGUCUGCCAACUUGUGGGCUGCUGUCAGGGCUCGAGGAUGCCAGUUUCUAGGGCCAGCUAUGCAAGAAGAGGCCUUGAAACUGGUGUUGCUGGCAUUAGAAGAUGGUUCUGCUCUCUCAAGGAAAGUUCUGGUACUUUUUGUUGUGCAAAGACUAGAACCAAGAUUUCCUCAGGCAUCGAAAACAAGUAUUGGUCAUGUUGUGCAAUUACUGUAUCGAGCUUCUUGUUUUAAGGUUACCAAAAGGGAUGAAGACUCUUCUCUGAUGCAGCUAAAGGAGGAGUUUCGGAGUUAUGAGGCAUUACGCAGAGAGCAUGAUGCCCAAAUUGUUCACAUCGCUAUGGAAGCAGGACUCCGUAUUUCACCCGAGCAGUGGUCCUCACUUCUUUAUGGUGACUUGGCACAUAAAUCACACAUGCAAUCUAUUAUUGAUAAGCUGCAGUCUCCAGAAUCAUUUGCAAAGAGUGUCCAGGAAUUGACCAUUGUUUUGCAACGAACUGGUGACCCAGCUAACUUAAAUAGACUGAGGCCUCAUUUAGAACUUCUUGCAAACAUAGACCCCAACCCAGAUGCUGUUUCACCAACUUGGGAGCAGCUAGAAAAUGCAAUGGUAGCUGUUAAAACAGUGGUUCAUGGGCUUGUGGACUUCAUACAGAAUUAUAGUAGAAAAGGCCAUGAGACCCCUCAGCCCCAGCCAAACAGCAAAUACAAAACUAGUAUGUGCCGAGAUCUAAGACAGCAAGGAGGGUGUCCACGAGGAACAAAUUGUACUUUUGCCCAUUCUCAGGAAGAGCUUGAAAAGUAUCGAUUAAGGAACAAAAAGAUCAAUGCAACUGUAAGAACAUUUCCUCUUCUAAAUAAAGUUGGUGUAAACAACACUGUCACAACCACAGCCGGAAAUGUCAUUUCUGUCAUAGGAAGUACUGAAACAACGGGGAAAAUUGUUCCAAGUACAAAUGGAAUUUCCAAUGCAGAAAACAGUGUUGCCCAGCUAAUCCCACGUAAUACUGACAGUGCAUUAAGAGCUCUGGAGACUGUGAAGAAAGUGGGGAAGGUUGGCACUAAUGGUCAGAAUGCUACUGGGCCUCCUUCAGAAUCUGUAACUGAAAAUAAAAUUGGUUCUCCACCCAAGACUCCUGUAAGUAAUGUAGCGGCUACCUCAGCUGGGCCUUCUAAUAUUGGAACAGAACUGAAUUCUGUGCCUCCAAAAUCCAGCCCAUUUAUAACUAGAGUACCAGUAUAUCCUCAGCAUUCUGAAAACAUUCAGUAUUUUCCAGAUCCAAGGACUCAGAUAUCCUUUGAAGUCCCACAGUACCCACAGACAGGAUACUACCCACCACCUCCAACAGUACCAGCUGGUGUGGCUCCCUGUGUUCCUCGCUUUGUGAGGCCCAAUAAUGUUCCAGAGUCUGCCCUCCCACCUGCUUCUAUGCCAUAUGCCGAUCAUUACAGUACAUUUUCCCCUCGAGAUCGAAUGAAUACUCCUUAUCAACCUCCUCCUCCGCAGCCAUAUGGACCAGUUCCUCCAGUACCUUCUGGAAUGUAUGCUCCUGUGUACGACAGCAGGCGCAUCUGGCGUCCACCUAUGUACCAACGAGAUGACAUUAUUAGAAGCAAUUCUUUACCUCCAAUGGAUGUGAUGCACUCGUCUGUCUAUCAGACAUCUUUACGAGAAAGAUAUAACUCUUUAGAUGGGUAUUAUUCAGUGGCUUGUCAGCAGCCAAGUGAACCAAGGACAACUGUGCCUCUACCAAGGGAACCCUGUGGUCAUUUGAAGACCAGUUGUGAGGAACAAAUGAGAAGAAAGCCAGAACAGUGGGCGCAGUACCACACUCAGAAGGCACCUCUUGUCUCUUCGACCCUUCCUGUGGCAACACAGUCUUCUACACCGCCUUCUCCUCUGUUCAGUGUCGACUUCCGCACUGAUCUGUCUGAGAGUAUGAGUGGGACAAAAUUUGAAGAAGAUCAUCUUUCCCAUUAUUCUCCCUGGUCUUGUGGCACCAUAGGCUCCUGUAUAAAUGUCAUCGAUUCAGAGCCCAGAGAUGUGAUUGCUAAUUCAAAUGCUGUGUUAAUGGACCUAGACAGUGGGGAUGUUAAGAGAAGAGUACAUUUAUUUGAAACUCAGAGAAGGACAAAAGAAGAAGACCCAAUAAUUCCUUUUAGUGAUGGACCUAUCAUCUCAAAAUGGGGUGCAAUUUCCAGAUCUUCCCGUACAGGUUACCAUACCACGGAUCCUGUCCAGGCCACUGCUUCCCAAGGAAGUGCGACUAAGCCCAUCAGCGUAUCAGAUUAUGUCCCUUAUGUCAGUGCUGUUGAUUCAAGGUGGAGUUCUUACGGUAAUGAGUCCACAUCAUCAGCACACUAUAUUGAACGGGACAGAUUCAUUGUUACUGAUUUAUCUUGUCAUAGAAAGCAUUCCAGUACUGGAGACCUUUUAAGCAUUGAACUUCAGCAGGCCAAGAGUAACUCGUUGCUCCUUCAGCGGGAGGCCAAUGCUCUGGCCAUGCAGCAGAAGUGGAGUUCCCUGGAUGAAGGCCGCCACCUUACCUUAAACCUUCUGAGCAAGGAGAUUGAAUUGAGAAAUGGAGAGAGUGAUUAUACAGAAGAUGCAACAGAUACUAAGCCUGAUAGGGAUAUUGAGUUAGAGCUUUCGGCACUUGAUACUGACGAACCAGAUGGACAGAGUGAACAAAUUGAAGAGAUCCUGGACAUACAGCUUGGUAUCAGUUCUCAGAAUGAUCAGUUGCUGAAUGGAACAGCAGUGGAAAAUGGGCAUCCAGUACAGCAGCACCAAAAGGAGCCACUGGAGCAGAAGAGACAGAGUUUAGGUGAAGACCAUGUGAUUCUGGAGGAGCAAAAAACAAUUCUGCCGGUAACUUCUUGCUUUAGCCAGCCACUCCCAGUGUCCAUUAGCAAUGCAAGUUGCCUCCCCAUCACCACAUCUGUCAGUGUUGGCAGCCUCAUUCUGAAAACUCACGUUAUGUCUGAAGAUAAAAAUGACUUUUUAAAACCUGUUGUUGCAAAUGGGAAGAUGGUUAACAGCUGAAAGGAGGUUCAUCUUUCAAAUUUGUGACCAUACCAUGGAAGCAUUUACACUAGCUUUUUAUAUAUAUAAUAUAUAUAUUAUAUAAUGUAUAUUUUUUUUAAAAAAAAGAUAUUACUGGGGGCAUCCAGUUCCUGUGGACUCUUUGAUACUUCAAGCCCUCUUGCAUUAGCAUUAUGAAAAAAAAAAAAGAAAAUUUACUAGGGUAACACGUUCACUUUCCAGAAGUGAUUGGAAUUUGGACAUUUAACUUAAGCUUCAAGCAGCUUUUUAUGAGUUUGUAGCAAUCUGGUGCAGUAACUGAGCCAUUUCCUAUUUUAAAUGGCUUCUGUAGAAAAUUAACAACUCAGUUAUUUAACUAGCAGGAUCCUACAAUGAUACAUCUAGUGAAAGUAGACUUAAUUAACUUAUUUAUUUCUAUUUUAUGUUUCACUAAGAGAAAUUUCCAUCUCAUUCCAGCUGCUUUAUUUAUCUUUUUCAUGGGACUUUGCAUGAUUUUUUUUUUAAUUUGAAGAGUGGAGUUAGAUGUUCUUACCAUAGAAUUUUGCAGGGUUAUAAACUAGCUUUCUUUACUGCAUUAUGUGUAGGAGUGUGGUGCAGUGCUUUUAUCUGUAGCAUUUAAAAUUUUUUUAGUUUUCCAUUUUUCAAGAAUAGUUUCUGCUUUGUUAAUAUUUACAUACAGGCUACUUGUUGAAAUAAUUAAAUAUAUAACCAAGUGCCUAAGUCUUUCAGCUGAUGUACUAGAUAUUAAAUUCUCCUAAGUUAUGCAGAAUCGUUUUUACAAUUUUGAUAAAUUAUGCACUAAUGUAAUGGCAGUUUUUUAAAAUGCAGAUUUAAGCCUGUGCAUUAUUGAAUCUGAUGACUUGGCAAAGAAUCAGGUGCUUUCAGCUUUCUUGAGAAAACCCUGUAUGUAGUGUUUGCACUGACUAACAAGAUGGUGUUGCUGGGUUUUUAAUUUAAACUAAUUACUUUGGGUGUUCAUUACAUUAUCUUGGUUAAAUAUUGUUUAUUGUUACUUCAUGUUGGGGUUUAAUUUUCCCUUUUUACUGACUGUUAGGUUGAUAAGACUAUGAACCAUGUAAUAAUAGAACAUUGGCUAACCUUUAUUCAUACUUAAAAACAUGAAUAAUUUCUGCCCUGCUAAAAUGUGACUGAAAAGUGUUUUGACUUGGCAUCUGAAAGUACGCAGUAUGUGCAACCAGGCAUGCCCCAGAUCUGUUGGAGGUAGUUUAGUGAAACCUAAAAUUUCAGUCAACAUUUGAAAACAAAAGCUGGGCAUUCCUUUCUAAUCUUACCUAUACUCUGUUUUGUUUUUCCUGUUUCUUUAAGAUUAGUUUGACUUUUAUUAUUAUUUUUUUAAUUAACUUCUGUGAAGUUGUUUACUCUGAAAAUUGUACUGGAACAUUUUAAGCCAAGCUGAUCUUUCACCAGGUGUACUGUAUGUAAGGGCUUUUCCUGCUAGCAAAAUGCUUAAACAGGAUCAUGUUAUUGGUCGUCUGAGCUAUUUAGUUGUUUUACAAAACCACAGCAUUGUAUCAGAUAAGAUUUUGAUAAAAAGUUUUGUGCACAUUUCCAGGGGCGGGAGGGUUAACAUUUCCCUGAAAUUUCUUGAUUAGAAUGAGUCAAUACUGGUGUUUGAUACCUGUCUUAAUGAACAUGCUCAUAAGGUGACUGAUAAGUUGUAAAUAUACCUGAGAAACAAAGGGGUAGUUUUGAUAUUCUGGUGUCAGUAUGGAAGAUCUUACACGUUUAUUUAAUACUCAAGUGUAUGAAGAUGUUUGUAACAUAACAGCACAGUAGCCUUGACUUAGUUUCCUUCGGUUAGUACUGUACCUUUUUGCCAUGGCCAGUGCUCCCUGUCCCUACAAAGACGUUUAUUUAUUUCACUCUGUAACCUGAAAUGAAUAGGAACAAGAGUUUUAAACCAUGUUGCGUUAACUUAUUCUGACAUUAUAAAUUAGCCUAGGAUAUUACAGGAACAUGAUUGUUAUAUAAUUUAUAUCAGAACCUUUCUAUAAAUACGUGCUUAUUACAUUUGAAAUGCUUCCAAUGUACUUUAUUUGCUGUUUGUAUUUCCAAAAAGGAUAUGCAAACCAUAAUGUCUAUUUCAUGGAUAUUUAAAUAGUGAGAUCUUCCAUGUUGAAGGUAAUGUAUUUUUUUUUAAGAUUUAAAAAUUGCUAUUUUGUUACAAAAUAGAGACCUAUUAACAGUUUGAGAGCUCCUUAUGUGCCCUCAGGGAAAGAACCCUCUGUGCAACAGAACUACGCAAAACAUCUUCAGCACGUUCUGAGGGUGAAUAUAUACUACAUAAAUUGAUCUUGUGUAUUUAACCAUAUCUUUUUAAUUUUAAAAUUGAGAUUUUGAAACGUGGUUGUGCUCUGCUGGAGGGGGUUGGGAUAAACUGCUUAGGUGUUUGCCUACUUGUCCAGUGAAAUUACAUUUGCAUCAGUGUAUGUAUAUACCUGCCAACCUUAUUGGUAUGUCUUGGAACAUUUAUAUUAAAAUAAUGCUUGUCUUGCAGCAGGUGAUCCCAUAAAACAGUAACUCCCUGUUCUUAAAACCUUAUUCUCAUUCUAACAACAUAGGAAUUUUUCUGUGUUGCAUCAAUCUGUAUUGCUUUCUUUAUGUAGUAGCCAUCUUCUGUUUUCUUGUGGUGGGUUUAGUGUGAAGUGAAGACAUUGGUUCUCUGCCACUUUAGAAGAAAGUUCAGUGCAUCUGAUCUUUCCUCAAGAUGGUAACUACUGAUGUCACAGAGGAAGAAAUACAACUCAGACAUAAAAUGUGACUUUAAAAUUGGGGUCAGUCCCUGUCCUUUGACCCUUUUACCAAUGUGUGAUGUACAUAUGUUUGAAAUCAAAGGGUAUAAAGCAGUAGGAAAGGGAAUUGGUGAUGUUGGUACUAAAUUGCAUUAUGUUGCCUAUGUUCUAAUUAGAAAAGGGUAGUCUGAGGUCUGGAAAAUGGGAAAUGGUGUUUUUUUUGUUGUUUUUUUGUUUUGUUGUUGGGUUUUUUUUCCACUUUUUAUGUUUCUGUUUUUCAAUUUCUAAGUCUUAUUCUGAAGUCCAUGUGCCUCAUUUAGAUACCAUGAAUAUAGCAUCAGUAGGUCUCUUUUGUGGUCUCAUUUCAUUUUGUAAAUUCUGAGAAAGUUACCUAUGUAUUUCAUCUAGUUGGUACCUGAACAAAGCAUCUAGCUGGUACCCCUUUGCUGCCAUGACUUACACUUUCAAUACCAUCUGAUAAACCAGUGUGAGGCGUGAAAGUUGUGCAUUGUAAUUUUUCCAGAGAAGGUACUUCACUGGACCAGUGGCACUGAUUUUUUUCCUAGUAGCUAUUUACUCUCACAAGGGAAUGAUAAAAGAAACCUCCUAUACUAGGACUGAAAAUUUCCAUUUGUGUGGAUCUAGUCACUUUCACUCAAAUUUCAAGUUAUUGCUAAGUACAGGGUGGGCAAAAGUAGGCUCACCAUUGAUCAUAGAAUUGAUGAACAAGUGUAAAUUCUACUUUUGCCCCACCCUGUUAUAUAAAGCACAUUCCAAUUUUAUAUGCAGCCUUGAGAAAAUUAUAGGAUGCACAGCAGUUCAUAGGAAUUUAAAAUGGGAUCAUUUAAACACUUGAAAACAUUGUUUUAAAAACCAUCUAGCUUGCUUUUGCAUUUUGGACAUUAAAGCCAUGGUUGUCCUGUUAACGGGUGGAAUUUGUGACCAUCAAAUUCAGCAUGUGAUUUCAACUUUGAGUCUGAAUAUUUCUUCCCUAGUUUCUUCCAAUCAUUUUCUGAGCAAACUGUCACCAGUAGUGGUAACUAAACAUUAAAGGGAAGAGUUACAUUGCAACUACGUAUUCAUUAACUGGAAGAACUUUUCUUGUGUUUUAGUGAAUGAAGAGUGUUGAUGGGAUCACUUACUGUAACAAUUCCUACAUGAGAACCCCUUCUGCAAGCAGAAAAAUUAAUAUGCUCAAGGAGUAUCCCAUUUUCUGGAUAAAUUGAAUAAAUUUGCUAGUUACUUCUUUAGCAGUUUCCUUGUAUCCCUUUGCUGGCAAGGGAAUACAAGGGGUCAAGGUCACUGAUCAGAAUACUCCACAUUUGAGUGGAGUCUUAUUUUUACUCCAAGAGCAGUUAUUCCCCCAAGUCUGAAAUUGGUGUGUUUUUUUUUUUAAUAAAAAUUUAAAAAUAUCCUCAAACCAGUGGAACACAGACACUGGCUACACUUAGUACUGCCAAAAGCCAAGGUCAUUUGCAUAUAUUCCAUCGAUCUGUCAAGAAUUAGGCCUCACUUUAUAACCCAAGGCAUGGAAGUGCAUGCAUUCUCUUAGCUGGGCAAACAAUUAUACUGUAGUUGUGAUACAACACAUGUGGCUUUUAUUCGUACUGCACAUAUCCACUGUACAGCCACUUGGGAGUAUCGUGGUUAGCUUGCAGCAACUGCUGUCUGCAUUUAUACUGUUUAUUGCAUAUUCUUUUCCCUGGAAGUGAAAGAGAAAUGUUUUUCUUGUUGCAUUGAUUACAUUUUAUAAAUUUGCUUAGCUGGAAAGUUUGGGAAAAGAGGCCUGUUUGUCAAUUGUACAACCGAUUGUGAAGCUCUAGUGUGAAUAUUUUUACGUCUGUAUUAGACAUUUUCUUUGCAAAUCUAUUGUUCGAUUGAAAUGUAAAUGAAAUUAAAGAUGGUGUACACCCAUCAUGUAAAAAGCAGGCACCAUCUCUAAGAUGGAUUUAAUGCUCAUUUUUAAGGCAUAUACUCAGCUUCUAUUUAAAACUAUAAUUUAAAAUAAUUCUGUACAAUGAAAUGGGGAAUAUAUAUGGGAAUAAAUUCUAUUCCAUUUAUUUCAAUUUGAAUUUCCAAAUUGUAAUGUUUCCCUUUGUGCUAUAGGAAUAGGAUUAACUGGGGGAAGGCUAGGACUUAUAAGGCCUGUAUAUGGGGGGAGGGCAGAGAUGGAACAAUGAGGGUUGUGAUGAUAGUGAAUAGCAAAGAGUGAAUUCUGUGUGUUUUUGCUGUAGGACUGAAGUGAAGAGAUAUUAGCUUUGGCUGUUCACAGAAUAGAGCAUCAUGAUUUUCAGUGUUUGAGAGAAAAUUGAUGGAAAAAGUUUGCAGUACUUGACAUGUAUUUGCAUGCACAAAAUAAAAUUAUUUGUCCACCUUAAAA
Messenger RNA from Phyllostomus discolor (pale spear-nosed bat), 9031 nucleotides. RefSeq names its product ring finger and CCCH-type domains 2 (gene RC3H2). Gene Ontology annotation, molecular function: metal ion binding. The transcript is spliced from 21 exons. Bases 329 to 3898 code for a protein of 1189 amino acids. The record is from RefSeq and is a predicted model, not a curated record. Lineage: Eukaryota; Metazoa; Chordata; Mammalia; Chiroptera; Phyllostomidae.